Molecule: messenger RNA, 6605 nt
Organism: Prionailurus viverrinus (fishing cat)
Lineage: Eukaryota; Metazoa; Chordata; Mammalia; Carnivora; Felidae
Gene: CTPS1
Product: CTP synthase 1
Exons: 18
Coding region: 3901-5676 (591 amino acids)
Biological process (GO): pyrimidine nucleobase biosynthetic process; CTP biosynthetic process
Cellular component (GO): cytoplasm; cytoophidium
Molecular function (GO): CTP synthase activity; identical protein binding
Source: RefSeq, a predicted model, not a curated record
GGGGCGGCGGGAAAGGCCGCGGGGCCGGGGUCGCGGGGGCCGGCAGUACGCGCUGCAGCGCGACCUGGCUCGGCUGAGCAGGGGGCCGGGGAUGACGCGUGGGACCGGGAGGGCCGUAGAGGCGCCGGAGCCCCUCUGCUCAGCCCUCCGGGAGAAGCCCCGGCGGCCGCCCCUCCUUAGGGACUGCCCGGGCCCUGGCCCCUCCGACCCUGGGGCACGGCUGCAGCCUGGCUGGGAGGCGGUUCAAGGUCCGAGACGCGCUGCCGCGUGGGGGAUGGGUUCGGCGGCCUGGCCGCGGCCCCUCCGGCGCGCCCCGGCUCCAGUGGGCGGAAGGGGCCUUGCAGCUCGUCGGGGCUCGGGGUGCGGCCCCUUCGGCCCCACAGCCGUGGCGCUCUCCCCCUGGCCGCUCGUAGAGAGCAUGCCGCGUUUUAAAGAAGUUCACUACGUUUGCGUGGCACACGUAGGUCCACACUCGUAAUUUCCAAUCCGCAGCAGUCCUGGUGACAGGCGAUGCGGGGAUCACCCAUUUUUCCGAUGUAAGGACCCGGGCUUCAGGCACCUUGAUUGACUUGACAGGUCUACGUACACAAGUGGUAGGGCUGGAGGUGGAUCUCAAAACAUUUUUAUCGACAAAAAAGCUCCCCCCCCCCUUGCCAUUUUUAUUGAAUUCCUCUGAUGCAAUUUUUUUUUUAAGAUUAUUUUUAGGUAAUCUCUACACCCAUCGUGGGGCUCGAACUCCCACCCCCGAGAUCAAGAGUUGCAUGCUCUACCGGCUGAACCAGCCAGGCACCCCUGAUACCUCUUAAUAUAUGUUACUUCUGUGCUUGAAAACUUUCCCAUGUGUCCAUCCUCUUCAGAAUAAAGUGCAGAUUGGACAUUAAGGUUUCCACAUGAUUUGGACCCUUGCCUACAUUUCCAGCUUAUUUCCCACUGUCUUCCCACAGGCACCCUCCACCCCCCCCCCCACCCCCCCUUCUUGGCCCUGCAUCUGUUUUCUGUAGAUGGCCUUCACCUUCCUGUUCACUCUGUUGCCUUCUCCAUGCUUUAUUUCUUGCUGUCAGUCCUUGAAGACCUGUUGCAGGUCUCAGGUCAACUAAGCAGGAUCAACUUGGAUCCUCUCCCUGCCUUAAUUUCUCUCACGUUCCUCUGCUAGGACAUGAUCUGUACCCUGGUCUUGCCACUGAAAGCUUUCUGCUUUCUGUUCUCCAUGUGUGCCUUUCGUAUGUUGUCCCUGUUUCCCACCAUCAGUGGAUUACUCAUUUAUUUGUAAAUGUUUUGUCUCUAACCGGACUGCCAGCAACUUGUGAUAUGAGCCCAGAUCUGGUGAAGUUUUCUGGUCCCCGCUCUUCCCAUAAGCAGCCUGAGGUGAUCUCUGAAAAUGGUUUGCUAUUCACUUGACCCAGAAAACCCUACGAAAUCAUGCAAGUCUAGAGGUUUCAAAUCUUUGUGUUCACUUUAAGAACACACGUGAAACUUCCCAGGCCAUCGAGGGCAUGCAUAUCCAAAAAGCCACCAAGUAUCUGAAAGAUGUCACUUUGUAGACACAGCGUGUGCCAUUCCGUGUCACUGCAGUGGUGGAGUUGGUAGGUGUGGGUGUGCCCAGGCCAAACCGUGGGGCUGGACACGGGGUUGGUGGCCCAAAAAGAGCGCUGAAUGUUUACUGCACGUGCUUAAACAUGCAGAGAAGAAGGUUGAACUUAAGGGUUUAGAUGUAGAUUCUCUGGUUAUUGGGCACAUCCAGGUGAACAAAAGCCCCCAAGCUGCGGCGCAGAACUUACAGGGCUCGUGGUCGGUUCCACCCCCACGUGAGCUCUCCUGCCACGCGGAGAUGGUCCUUACUGGGAAAGAGCAGCUAGUCCCCAAACCGGGAGAGGAGGUUGCAGAAGAAAAAGAGAUCCCAGAAGAAACUGGAGAAACAAAAACCUAUGGCCUGGGAGUAAAUUCUGCAUAAAAUAAAUGCAAAUAGAAGUUAAAAAAAAACCCAAAACCUUUUGUGGUCCCCAAAGUGUCCAGCACGGUAGCACCUACAUAGGGGGUCGCUCAUCAGUGUGAGUGAGUGGGUCCUGUCAGCCUCUCCUACCUGGUCUGGGAGCCCAUUGGGGUCUUUAUUGCCAGGCACUGUGGGAGGCCGCAAGAAUCUUCCCUCAAGAGAGGUGUUAACCCUCUUCAGGUAAAAUUGGGGCGAGUCGAAUACAAACGGAUGAAGAAGGAGUCUUCUGUAAAAGUAACCUGCUCCAUAACCCACUCUGAGAAAUUUCUAGGAACAUCUAAAAUUUAGUCUGAGAAUUUAGUUCUGUAGUGUCAGGGAUAUCCCUGGAUAGAACACAUCUAAAAUGUAGCCAAGUCUGAUAAUCCGUGUGUCAGUAAGGAUCUGUUUCACUGUGAGGUGACAGAGUAGUGUCUCUCCCCCCCCCCCCCCAAAUAUUAGGGACUUGGGGUCAAACAAGUUUUGGGGAAACUACACUGUAUGCCCGUUUGGGGAGAUCACAGAGCAUAUUAACUUAUUAAAGGCUACUGGAGAUCUGGCAUUAAACCAAUUGACUGUUUAACAACAUUUCUGACUUUUAUGUCCAUAAAAUGCCUUAUGGGAACCCCACAUACAUUUUGCAGAAACCAAGGAGCAUGCUUUUGGAAAUGGUAUAACAAUGGAAAGAGCACGUCACGGUCUGGUUGUCUUCCUUGCUGUCCAAGGGGGAAGUCAUUCUGAGCGUUCUUACUUUGCCAAGUGUAUUCAUUCCUGCCUUGGGGAGUGGGGCCGGGGGAAUGCUUCAGGCAGAACUCCCCGGUUUCCUUGUUCCUUUCUUAGCUUAUUUUUAUUAUAAACUGGCUUCACAUGAAGCGUUCCCAGAGGAGGAAAAUGUCCUGACCGUGCCAAAGCAAGCAUUCUCUUCUACUUGGUGAUUGUGUUUUGAUCACAUUUGGGUUUAUCGACCAAAUGAUGUUUCUGAGCCUCUGAAGCUAGGGCCAGUGAUGAAUUCUCCCUGGCCAGCCUGUUGCUGUCACCUCGCCUCUUGCCUCUGCUGUUUCUUCCAUCCACCCACCCUUUUUAUCUGUCACCACAUCUGCUGCUUCCAUUCCCGGCCACAGCUGUACAGCUUUUUGGAUUUAAUGGGAUCUGUCCUCUCUUUGAGUCCUCUGCCCAUUAUGUGUUUCAGGCUGGUUUGUUAUCUGAUGUUCCUUUCCUCCAGUAUAUAUGGUUUCUCUUCAUUUUACAGCUCGGAGAGAGUUUUGAGUUAAACAGCCGUACAACUGGGAAGGAGUAAGUUAUUAAUAAACUACAGGAGCAAACUACCUUUAACUAAAGGAUUUUUAGGCUUCAUUGCAACUCCUUUUAAAUGUUGAAGUUCUUUUAUUCCGUCUUCCAUAACCUAGCGAAGCUCUGUUUUCUUGGGGAUACAUUGUAGGUUAGUCAAAGACAUUCUCUUUUGUGGGGCAAUCAGGCAAUCCAGGGCUCAUCCAAGAUUGAGACGUUGUUUCUCCCAUGCAGGGAAAAUAAUGAGACACCUGCUUUUGUACCCCGGGGUCUGCUGGCUAUGUCAGCCAAUGUUUGGGGCAUAGCGUUCUGUCAGAUUUUUAAAUUUAUUUUUUUAUUAGGUCGUCUCUCAAGGUUGUUGGUUGUCAGAGCUUUAAACAAAAGCUACAUUAUGUGACUAGGCAUUGUUUUUCAACUCCUGUUUGACUAAAGCCAUUCAGUGAUCCUAAGAAAUGUUUGUUAGGAGCUCACAUCACAUAACAACCUUCUAAAGUCGUGCGAUGGACAGGGAAACUGAGGCUCCCGGGGUGGGGGGGUUCAUAGCUAGGAAGCGGUACAGCUAGCCUUUGAACCCAGAUACGUUUGCUUUGUGGAAAUAUGUUUUAUCUGUAACUUUUCCUUCUUCCAUUCCCAGGUCAAAAAGUAAAAUGAAGUACAUUCUAGUUACUGGUGGUGUUAUAUCAGGAAUUGGAAAAGGAAUCAUCGCCAGCAGCGUAGGCACGAUACUGAAAUCAUGCGGUUUACAUGUAACUUCAAUUAAAAUUGACCCAUACAUUAACAUUGAUGCGGGAACAUUCUCUCCUUAUGAACAUGGCGAGGUUUUUGUGCUGGAUGAUGGUGGAGAAGUAGACCUUGAUCUAGGGAACUACGAGCGGUUCCUAGACAUCCGCCUCACCAAGGACAAUAAUCUGACCACUGGAAAGAUCUACCAGUACGUCAUUAACAAGGAACGCAAAGGAGAUUACUUGGGGAAAACCGUCCAAGUUGUCCCUCACAUCACAGAUGCAAUCCAGGAGUGGGUCAUGAGACAGGCGUUAAUACCCGUGGAUGAAGACGGCCUAGAGCCUCAAGUGUGUGUUAUUGAGCUCGGUGGAACGGUGGGAGAUAUAGAAAGCAUGCCCUUUAUUGAGGCCUUCCGUCAGUUCCAGUUCAAGGUCAAAAGAGAGAACUUUUGUAAUAUUCACGUCAGUCUAGUCCCUCAGCCAAGUUCAACAGGGGAGCAGAAAACUAAACCCACCCAGAAUAGUGUUCGGGAACUUAGAGGGCUCGGGCUUUCUCCAGAUCUGGUUGUGUGCAGGUGCUCAAAUCCUCUGGACACAUCGGUGAAGGAGAAAAUAUCCAUGUUCUGCCACGUCGAACCUGAACAAGUGAUCUGUGUCCACGAUGUCUCAUCCAUCUACCGAGUCCCCUUGUUAUUAGAGGAGCAGGGGGUCGUAGAUUAUUUUCUCCGGAGACUUGACCUUCCGAUCGAGAGGCAGCCGCGAAAAAUGCUGAUGAAGUGGAAAGAGAUGGCGGACAGAUACGAUCGCUUGCUGGAGACCUGCUCUAUUGCCCUCGUGGGCAAAUACACCAAGUUCUCAGACUCGUAUGCCUCUGUCAUUAAAGCUCUGGAGCAUUCUGCCCUGGCCAUCAACCACAAGUUGGAAAUCAAGUACAUAGAUUCCACGGACUUGGAGCCCAGCACCCUGCAGGAGGAGCCUGUACGCUACCACGAAGCCUGGCAGAAGCUCUGUAGCGCCCAUGGAGUGCUGGUUCCCGGGGGAUUUGGCGUUCGGGGGACAGAAGGAAAGAUCCAAGCCAUCGCCUGGGCUCGGAAACAGAAGAAGCCUUUUUUGGGUGUGUGCCUAGGAAUGCAGCUGGCAGUGGUUGAAUUUUCCAGAAAUGUGCUGGGAUGGCAAGAUGCCAAUUCUACAGAGUUUGACCCUAAGACCAAUCAUCCUGUGGUCAUAGACAUGCCAGAACACAAUCCUGGGCAGAUGGGCGGAACCAUGAGGCUGGGCAAGAGGAGAACCCUGUUCCAGACCAAGAACUCGGUCAUGAGGAAACUCUAUGGAGACCCGGAUUACUUGGAAGAGAGGCACCGCCACAGAUUUGAGGUGAAUCCAGUCCUGAAAAAGUGUUUGGAGGAGCAGGGCUUGAAGUUUGUUGGCCAGGAUGUUGGGGGAGAGCGGAUGGAGAUCGUGGAGCUGGAGGAGCAUCCCUUUUUCGUUGGAGUCCAAUACCACCCUGAGUUCCUGUCCAGGCCCAUCAAGCCUUCGCCUCCGUACUUUGGCCUUCUGCUGGCCUCCGUGGGGAGGCUCCCGCAUUACCUCCAGAAAGGCUGCAGGCUCUCGCCCAGGGACACCUACAGCGACAGGAGUGGAAGCAGCUCCCCGGACUCUGAAAUCACCGAGUUGAAGUUUCCGUCAAUAAAUCAUGACUGAUGAUGACGGAUGAUUCUUCCAGACAGCCUUCGGACUUGAGAGUUUACAGCUUUGAUUUUACACUCAGCUUUUGACACUUCCUUUAAAUUAUGUUUUUAUUAAGAUUAUUUUAUUAUGGGGGAAAGGUAUUUGGAAGACUCUGUGACUCGCAUGUCCCAUCCUGUGUAUCGGCUCCUACACAGUGCCGCCCCGUGUGGACGCCUGGUGUGGAAACCCCGUGUGGAAGCCCGGUGUGGACGCCCCGUGUGGUCCCCAAAGCUCUUGGCCGAGGAGCGGGUCCUCUGGGCAGGAGCGGAUGAUGCGCGUGCCGGUGGAGCGCCCACCGGUCACCUCGUUUCUCCAAACUACCUCCUGUCGUGGUGGAUCCAGGCGUGUAGCCCGUCGCCUCCCCUUGAAUGCCUAGACCGUGGGAUGUGUGUGCCACGCGGACCUAGUGCGUGCGGAGGGACGAUUCUGGCGAGUGCUCACUGCGGCCGGUGCUGGGAACCCCUGCUCUGCGGGGCCGCCCGCCGCCCGCUGUGACUGGUACUGUCGUCCAAAGGGAACGGUUAGUUUGGGGUCACAUGGAACAGCAGGUGAGCGGUCUCUCGGAAGCGUGGUUUCUGCAUCCCUGUGCUCUGGCCACACUUCUCUUCCUGGGGCUGGGAGAUACUCCUUGCAUCAAGGGGUUGCUUAAAAAAAAAAAAAAAAGAAAGAAAGAAAGAAAAAAGAACAAAGAAUCUUUUGGGGAAACUGCCUUUAAAACCCUCUCAUCUACAGACAGCUUUGCUUGAGGGGAUUUCUUCCUUCCAGAACGGUGUUAUUGCGGUUGAAAUGCAAUAUGGAAAGCUAUUUUCGUAACGUGACGUAACAGUAGGCACCGCCGUGUGCCCGUCCUAUUCUGGCUGGCCCCCGUGUAUACUCUAACUUAAAUAAAUAAUGCAGAAUGA